Aureococcus anophagefferens is the source of this 1344-nucleotide messenger RNA. RefSeq lists its product as hypothetical. The record is from RefSeq and is a predicted model, not a curated record. NCBI's taxonomy places the organism in Eukaryota, Pelagophyceae, Pelagomonadales, Pelagomonadaceae. The annotation marks the transcript as partial. The transcript has a single exon.
ACGGUCAGCUGCGCGAGCGUCGCGUUCUCGAAGCGCGUCAUCACGACGCUCGCGGACCGCGCGUACUCCGUCUACGCCAUCGACGUCGAUGGCGAUGGCGAAGUUGAUGUGCUGUCUGUGUCCUACGACGACGACACGGUCGCGUGGUACGAGAACGACGGCUCGCAGUCGUUCGCCGAGCGCAUCAUCACGACGCUCGUGGACGCCGCCUACUCUGUCUUCGCCAUCGACGUCGACGGCGACGGCGACGUCGACGCGCUGUCCGCGUCCUCUGAAGACGACACGGUCGCGUGGUACGAGAACGACGGGUCCCAGUCCUUCGCGGAGCGCGUCAUCACGACGCUGGCGGACAGAGCCCGUGACGUCUUCGCCAUCGACGUCGACUUCGACGGCGACGUCGACGCGCUCUCGGCGUCCCAAAACGAUGACACGGUCGCGUGGUACGAGAACGACGGUUUCCAGUCUUUCACCGAGCGCAUCAUCACGACGCUGGCGGACGAGGCCUUCUCCGUCUUCGCCAUCGACGUCGACGGCGACGGCGACGUCGACGCGCUCUCGGCGUCCUGGGGCGACGACACGGUCGCGUGGUACGAGAACGGCGGGUCCCAGUCCUUCGUCGAGCGCGUCAUCACCGGCUCGGCGGACGGCAGCGGGUCCGUCUUCGCGAUCGACGUCGACGGCGACGGUGACGUCGACGCGCUCUCGGCUUCCUCCAUCGAUGACACGGUCGCGUGGUACGAGAACGACGGCUCCCAGUCCUUCACGGAGCGCAUCAUCACGACGCUGGCGAAUGGCGCCCGCUCCGUCUUCGCGAUCGACGUCGACGGCGACGGCAACGUCGACGCGCUGUCGACGUCCUUCUACGACGACACGGUCGCGUGGUACGAGAACGACGGGUCCCAGUCCUUCGCGGAGCGCUUCAUCACGGCGCUAGCGGACGGCGCCCGCUCCGUCUACGCGAUCGACGUCGACGGCGACGGCGACGUCGACGCGCUGUCGGCGUCCCAAAACGAUGACACGGUCGCCUGGUACGAGAACGACGGCUCCGAGUCCUUCACGGAGCGCAUCGUCACGACGCUCGCGGACGGCGCGUUCUCCGUCGUCGCGAUCGACGUCGACGGCGACGGCGACGUUGACGCGCUCUCGGCCUCCGACAAUGACGACACGGUCGCGUGGUACGAGAACGACUGCGCGACGGCACCGCCGUCCGCGACGCCGUCCGCGAGCUCCGCGCCGUCUCCUGCCCCGACGCCGCGGCCGACGGUCAGCUGCGCGAGCGUCGCGUUCUCGAAGCGCGUCAUCACGACGCUCGCGGACCGCGCGUACUCCGUCUACGCCAUCGAC